This is a messenger RNA of Neurospora tetrasperma FGSC 2508, 153 nucleotides long. RefSeq lists its product as uncharacterized. The coding region runs from base 1 to 153 and encodes 50 amino acids. NCBI's taxonomy places the organism in Eukaryota, Fungi, Ascomycota, Sordariomycetes, Sordariales, Sordariaceae. The record is from RefSeq and is a predicted model, not a curated record. The transcript is spliced from 3 exons.
AUGUUUGGUGUUUUCACUCGACGGCCCAGCCACGAUCCGACAAGAUGCACCAACAAGGUGAAAAGCCUACCUACUGCGUACACCCUGCGGGAACAGCAGGAGUGGCAGCCGCCGCGGACGGGCAUACCCCCGAGACACAUCGUCUCGGCCUAA